AUGGCCCCACCCCGUAAUCGUCCAACCAAAAACAAACAUACAUGGAAAGGGUACUUUGGGAAUUUCGUGCUUUGCAGGCCUCUGACGUCGAAGCUUCUCUGUUUCUGCUCGUCUUUCUUCUUUACAAAUCACAACUUUGAACUUUUGGCUCUUUUUCAUUCCUCACCAAAUCCAACUCCUCUUUCUUCCGCCACACUGCCAUUGACCUCUUCUCUCUUCAGUUGCAGGACUCUCGAUUUGAAGCUCCGUGUUGAUCGAUACCUGCUGCUGUUUUUUCCUUUUAGCCACAGGAGAUUGCCUUUAAUAUCAAUUGCAAUGCGUGCACCGGCGUUACUUGCACAGUGCUUACCAGGCCUAGUGCCCCAUGAUCGUGGAAGUCUCAGCAUAUCCUCCGUUCCUGAGAAAGAUAUUCAUCUCCCAUCACCAGCCGUGGAGAUUCUCCCUUCCAAGGCAGUUCACACUGACAGGGAUAAUGGGGAGAAUGUGGAUCAUUUUAAGGGGUUAGUUAGUGUUGCUGAUAUUGUUGGAUUCAGUGGUUCGGAGGCAAUAUCCUUGAAACCUGACGGUUAUCUGAAAUGCUGGACUAGUUCCAUUGAUCUUGUUAGUGUUCUUAAGCAUGAGAUUCGUGAUGGGCAACUGACCUUCAGAGGAAAAAGAGUACUUGAGCUCAGUUGCAACUAUGGACUGCCUGGAAUUUUCGCUUGCUUGAAGGGAGCUUCUGUGGUGCAUUUUCAAGAUCAGAGUGCAGAAACUGUAAGAUGCACAACUAUACCAAAUGUCCUUGCUAAUCUCAAAAAAGCCCGUGAUAGGCAGAGUCGACAGCCUGAGUCUCCUCUUACUCCUUCAAGACAGACUCUGGCACCAUCGGUUAACUUCUAUGCUGGGGACUGGGAAGAAUUACCUACCGUGCUGUCUAUUGUGAAAUGUGAAGGAUAUGAACUGAUUCCUGGAAUGAGUUUGAGCUUUUCUGAGGAAGAUUUUUUGGAAGGAUGUAGUAGCCAAGAUGGUAGCAUAAUUGGACAUGAAUCUUACUCAAGACGGUCUAGGAAGCUCUCAGGAAGUCGAGCAUGGGAAAGAGGUAGUCAGGCAGAUGAAGGAGAGGGUGGCUAUGAUGUUAUCUUAAUGACGGAGAUUCCAUACUCCCUUACCUCAUUGAAGAAGCUGUAUGCGCUGAUUAAGAAGUGCUUGAGGCCCCCAUAUGGUGUGGCAUAUCUAGCUCCUACCAAGAGGCACUAUGUUGGCGUCAGUAAUGGAGUACGACAACUAAAAAGUCUAGUAGACGAGGAGGGAGUUUUUGGAGCACAUUUAGUCAAGGAUUUGGCUGACAGGGAUAUCUGGAAGUUCUUUCACAAGUAA
This is a messenger RNA of Sphenostylis stenocarpa, 1356 nucleotides long. Lineage: Eukaryota; Viridiplantae; Streptophyta; Magnoliopsida; Fabales; Fabaceae. The record is from the annotation of a GenBank genome assembly.